Rattus norvegicus (Norway rat) is the source of this 963-nucleotide messenger RNA. It is a transcript of the gene Or10u3b, whose product is annotated as olfactory receptor family 10 subfamily U member 3B. NCBI's taxonomy places the organism in Eukaryota, Metazoa, Chordata, Mammalia, Rodentia, Muridae. The coding region runs from base 1 to 963 and encodes 320 amino acids. The record is from RefSeq and is marked reviewed. Gene Ontology annotation, molecular function: G protein-coupled receptor activity; olfactory receptor activity. Gene Ontology annotation, biological process: G protein-coupled receptor signaling pathway; signal transduction. The transcript has a single exon. Gene Ontology annotation, cellular component: plasma membrane; membrane.
AUGUCUAAUUCUGGCCUCAGGAAGAAUGGAAGCCUGUCUUUCUGCAGUGAAUUCACAUUGGUAGCCUUUUCUUCUCUAGCAGAGCUGCAGCCUGUCCUCAUUUUGGUGUUCUUGGUUACCUACUUGUUUACUGUGGGUGGAAACCUCACCAUCAUCUGUGUGAUCUGGGUCACCCGUUCUUUGCACACACCCAUGUAUUACUUCUUGGCCAACCUCUCCUUUCUGGAGAUGUGCUAUAUCAGUAGUGUGGUGCCUCAGAUGCUGGUGCACUUGCUGGUGCAGAUCAAGACCAUAAGUGUGAGAGGUUGUGCAGUUCAGAUGUAUGUAUUCACCAUCUUGGGGCUGACAGAAUGCUGCCUUCUGGCAACUAUGGCUUAUGAUCGCUUUGUGGCUUUUUGUCAUCCACUGCAUUACCCUCUGCGGAUGGGCCCUUCUGUCUGUUUGAAAUUGGCUGGUGCAUCCUGGAUGACUGGGAUCCUCGUAGAAUCAGCCCAGACCACCUGGAUCUUCACUCUGCCCUUUUGCGGAGCAGGAACAAUUCAACACUUUUUUUGUGACAUCAUGCCUGUGGUAAAAUUAGCUUGUGUGGAUACUUCCCAGAAUGAAAUUGUGAUAUUUAUUAUUUCUCUUAUCUUCAUUAUGAGCCCCUGUCUCUUCAUUCUGUGCUCCUAUAUCCACAUUAUUCUGACCAUCUUGAAAAUGCCCUCAGCAGCAGGCAGACACAAAGCUUUCUCCACCUGCUCUUCUCAUAUCCUGUUUGUUUCUCUUUUCUAUGGCACUGCCUUGUUUACUUAUCUCCAACCCAAGUGUUCACACACCCCAGACACCGACAAGGCUACUGCUCUCAUGUACACUGUGGUCACUCCUGCUCUGAAUCCUGUUAUCUACACUUUGAGAAACAAGGAAGUGAAAGAAGCCUUUCACAAGGUAACACAGAGGAAACUUCAUAGACAAAUAGACUAG